AUGCAGACGCCCGACGACGCCGGUGGCGACGACGUCUUCACCGAGGUCGACCUCGUGCCCAAGUCGUGUCUCUCGGAGAAGCCGUCGCGCGGCUUUCUCGAGCGCUUUGGCGCGUCGCCGGCCAAAGCCAAUGCCCAUAAAUACGUGGUGACGGCGCCGAUCGUCAUUGUGGACGCGCCACCGACGACGCCACCACCGACGACGGUGGACGAGAUCGAAGAGCCAGCACCCGAAGUCGUCAUCUACGACUCGCCUGUCAAGCAGCCUUCGCCGUUGACGCCCGCGGUGCCCCCGCUGCAUCGAUCCGACGGCUCGUUCACGGCCACGAGCAGCAGCAGUUCCAGUUCCAGUCGUAGUAGUUGUAUGUACUUGGGCGUCACGGUCGUCGGCGCCACCAAUUUGCUCAAGGUCCACAAGUUUGGCGUCCAAGCGCCGUACCUCGAGCUCAAGCUGAGCUGCGAAGACGCGGGAUUUCGCACCGCCGAGUACAAGAAAGGCGGCUCCGAGGCGCAUUGGCACCAGUCGUUCACGCGCCGCCUCCUCUCGGUCGACGACACGACGAUGCAGCUCGCUGCCAAGGCGAGCACGACCGUCAUUGGCGAGGCCUUUGUCGUGCUGCGGUCGCUCCACCUCUCGUCCGCUCCGACGACGCACUGCAUUCCGCUCGUACGGGAAAAGCACUCGGAACCUGUCGGCGUCGUCGAGCUACUCCUGCAGCUGCUCGACAGUUUGCCGGUCGCGUGCCCCGUCGCGCCACUGCCGCCGACACCGUCGCCGAUCGACAAGCCGGUCGAGCCGCGGGUGACGCUCUCUACCGUCAAGUACAACGACGUGGGCGAGAAUCGGUCGAGUCUCUGGGACGCGCCGGUGCGGAAAGGCACACUCAUGUUCAAGGUCCCGUAUCACGCCAAGUCGACAAGCGCGCCGAAGCGCAAGUGGGUCAUCGUCAACGAUGUUCCGAAACGCGGCCUCUGCGUGACGUGGACCGACCCGGAGAAGCACGAGAAGGCCCAUAGCAUCGCCUUGCACGAUGUGCUGGAAGUCAAGACCGGCAUCAAGACCCAAGCGUUUCGACGGCAGCACGCGCAGAGCAGUAAGGGCAACACGUUCUUUCACGACGACGCGUGCUUCUCGCUCGUGUCGGCGUCGCGGUCCCUCGACCUCGCGGCCGCCAGCAAGGAGGAAGCCCAGGUAUGGGUGCACUGCCUGCGCAAACUACUCCAGCACGAGACCUCGGGCGCCGCGGUGGCCAGUGCGACGCUCUCCGAGCUCAAGACUUCCGCGCUUUCCCCGCGCGACCUUGGCAAGAAGAAAUCGGACCACACGACGUGGCUCCAUUGCCUCUUUGACGCGGCCAAGCGCAACGACGUGAGCGAGAUCGCGCGCUUUCUCCUCGACGGGUGCCCCGUCGACCUGCUCGAGGCCGAGUCGGGCGACACGAUCUUAUUCCUGGCCUGUCGCUCGGGCAACGUGCCGCUCCUCGAGCUCUGCCUCAAGUGGGGCGCCAAGAACGAUCCGCACCCGACCUUUGGCGACACAGCGCUGCAGAUCGCGGUCAAGGCGUCGCAGCCCGAGUGCGUUCGCCAGCUGCUCUCGAUCGCGGCGAAGAGCGAUAUGGACACGGAGAUCGUCAACCACGUCGACCACGCCAACCAAGCGCCACUGCACGUCGCCGCGGGCCAGGGCGACUUGGUGUGCCUCCAGUACCUCCUGCACCACGGCGCCGACAUUUGCGUCGUGCAGAACAACGGGUUUACGCCGCUCCACUGUGCGGUGCUCUCCGGGCACGACGCGUGCGUCCGGUACAUCCUCGACGUCGGUGGCGACGCGAUCUUGAACACGGGCGACGGGCACGGCAACACGCCGCUCCACUGCGCCGUUAGCAUUGGCCACGAAGGCCUUGUCAAGCUGCUGCUCGAGAGCGCGGCGGACGUGACGAUCCUCAACGCAGACAUGUGCACACCAUACAAGAUGGCGCGCAAGGCCAAGCUCCGCGCGAUCCAAGCGCUUCUCGCCACGUACGAGCCCGAGCCGACCAAGGAAGAGCCGCCUCUCUCGGCGCGCCAGCACAUUCGAGACGCCCUGAGCAAGCAGCGCCCGACCAACGUCUCGCCGUCCAAAUCGCUCAGCGCGCGGUCCACGUCGACGUUCGAGGGCGACUACGACGGCUACACGAGCGGCGGGUCCGCGUCGACGUCGCCGACGUCCUCUGCGUACAACUACGCGUACCGAGCCGCGAUGUACGUCCCCGAGACCACGUCGACUGGAUAUUAUCCCCGCAGCUAUGAGUACCCGCCGGCGCCGCAUCCAUCGACCGAGUGGGACGUCAAGUAUACCACCGACGGCCAUGUCUACUAUGUCAACUUGUACACGGGCGUGUCGCAGUGGGAGUGUCCGCCGGCGCUGCAACAUCCAUCACCAACGUACGAGUACGCGCCGCCGCCGCCGGCCGCCUACGACUCUCGAAGCCAAUACAUUCGCGCCCAGCUUGGGUCCGCAAGGCAGGCUUACAUGGCCACACCGCGCCAAGUGAGCGGAUUGGAGACGACGACGACGACGACGAUGGCGUACGACAGCACCAGCGCGGCGUCGUCACCGACGUCGUCGCCUCGCGUCAAGACGAGCUUCUCCGAGCGGCGCAAGACCGAGGGACUCUCGGUCGUGACGGCGCUGCCGGCCAUUAACGCCGCCCCCGAGGUGACGACCGUGGCCGCGGCCGACGCAAGUGACAUCUUUCAACGGUCCCGCUCAAGGUCCCCGAAGGGCAAGUCCAAGACUGUGAAACUCCUCGACGUCAAGCGCUCCAACAACAUUGUCAUGACGCUCUCGGACUUUGAGUUUCACACGCAGUACGACAAGAUUGCGCAAGCGAUUGUCGACAUGGACGAGUCGGUUUUGAACCUCGAAAAAGUGCGGUGUCUCAAGAACCUCUUUCCCACGGAUGAAGAGAAGGAGAGUCUUCUCAAGUAUACGGGGGACGUGGCCGACUUUGGCAAGGCCGAAAAAUUCAUGCUCGCGUGUCUUCGCGUCGAUGAUAUCAAUACCCGCGCAGACGCUUUCCUCUUCAAGCUCAAGUUUACCAAGUCCGUGCUUCAAGUACGGUCGCGCAUCGACUUGAUUCUGGCCGCGAGCCAUGCCAUCUUGGACGUACCGGCGACGACUGCCCUCUUGCAUCAGACAAGAACAAAGAUCACUGGCGUCGACUACAUGGCCCGGAUCUCGGCACUUCGCGCCGAGCUUUUGCCCGCCCAUAUAUCAGCGCUGCAGUCGCUCCACGAUCUGCCUGAUCUGAGUGUCUUGUCGCGCUCCGAGCUCCAAGAGGUGCUCGACGUGCUGAGUCACGGCCUGCGGCAGUGCCAGUCCCUCUUGGUGGGCAGCAAGAAGGCUGCGUCGCCGUGCAUGGGUGCUGCUGCGGUCGCGUCGCUCGAGACAUUUAUCAAAGCCAGUGGCGCGCAGCUCAACGACGUGAGCGAAGACUUUCGAGGUGACUGA
Saprolegnia parasitica CBS 223.65 is the source of this 3492-nucleotide messenger RNA. RefSeq lists its product as hypothetical. Gene Ontology annotation, molecular function: protein binding. The record is from RefSeq and is a predicted model, not a curated record. The transcript has 8 exons. The coding region runs from base 1 to 3492 and encodes 1163 amino acids. NCBI's taxonomy places the organism in Eukaryota, Oomycota, Saprolegniomycetes, Saprolegniales, Saprolegniaceae.